Messenger RNA from Postia placenta MAD-698-R-SB12, 1122 nucleotides. RefSeq lists its product as hypothetical. The transcript has 6 exons. The coding region runs from base 1 to 1122 and encodes 373 amino acids. The record is from RefSeq and is a predicted model, not a curated record. Lineage: Eukaryota; Fungi; Basidiomycota; Agaricomycetes; Polyporales; Adustoporiaceae.
AUGAGCUUUGAGUCGGACACGCAGUUGCCGCCACUUCAGUUUAAAGGCGAGAUCAUGGAUUUCGAUCUGGGUCUCGAUAUUGACCAUCGCAAACGACGGAGAAACCGGACCACUCAGUCAUGCUUGAAUUGUCAUACUUCCAAGCGCAAGAAAGAGACCAUGUUCGAGGUGUAUACAGCUUGGGCUAGGAUGACCCCAACGUCGACGAGACUACACGUCUCCGGAAUCGGAUCGCGGAGCUCGAAAGUCUGGUUCGAGAACUACGGGCCUCACCCCAAAUGGGCUGAACCGAACUACUGCGAUGGUGACUCUACGGAGAAAUGGCACUCGCGGUCAUCGAAGCGGCUGCAGACACAGAAGACGAGACGCGAUUUGGAUAUUGACGGUAGCCACAGUGGAAGCGCCUCUAUCCACCUGCCGUCCACCGUGAAGAUCGAGCAGGCAGCGGAGCUAUCCCAACAGCAGCAGCUCUAUCGUGUCGCGACUUCCUCCAGCAGUUCAACCUUGCAUGACGCCCAUUCGGCCUCCGAAUCCUACUACCGUACCCCACCACAAGCCAACUCUCAGCCCUUCGGCUCACCGACAGACGACUCCGCUGCGUACUACUCGUCGUCCUCGUCAAACUCCCCUUUGGGCUACGAGCAUCGAUAUACUGAUGGCUCAGUGCACGCCGGUCCUGAUCACUAUGCGCAGUCUUACGUGCGGCCAUCCAACAACAGCAGUAGCACAAUCCAGGUCUCCUGUCCGUGCCUGACGAACCCAGCCGCGGGGAAUCCGCUCAUAGCGUUGACGAACCAGCUCCGAAAUACGCUCCAUCAGCUUAGGCAGCUGCCGGAACACCAUUCGCACAAUGACUGUCUCGUUCUUACUCGUAUCCUGGAUCUUAAUGACACUAUGCAUGGGAGUGAUCCUGGAUACCACAGCGAUACCCGAUAUGAUGGGCUCCCCACACCGACUGACAGCGAACUCCUGUCGCCCACAUCCUCAUCGGGCCACUCAGGCUUGAGCAACAAUAUGCAAGAUUGGCAGGCAAUGUCACAUCCGAGUGGUUACGACCAUUACUUCCAAGUGUCAUCGGGAGAACAUGCUACAUAUCAGAAACCCUAUCACAUCGUGCAGUGA